CAUGUCCAAAUCCGUUGACACACGGAAAAUAGAGUCAAGAUAGCGAUGCGUAACACUUGUUGCAGCAAGAUAGAGGCCAUUUGUAACAGACCAGUACCUUACAAGACCACCCCCCACGCUGGCCAGUGGCGUAGUGACGACUGUAUUUUAAUAAUUUGUGAGACUUAAAGAGUGAGGGAAAUACUUUUUUCUAUACUUUUUCUUUUCUUUUGGAGAGUGAAAGUCAAAUCUGUUGUUACUGCGACGACACAGUUUACCAGUAAUCAACGCGAAUCUAAACUUCAAACAAUACAACCAACAUCACAACAUGCCUGAUCAGGAUGUAUAUCGAAAAGUCGGCCGAGGCGGCGCCGGGAAUUUCGUAUCAAGCAAACCUGAAGAUGCCGCCAACGCCGAUCUUGAAGCACAGAACCUAGCAACAGAAGAAGUCCAGCCAUCCGCCAACGCCCCAUCACGAGCUGGCCGCGGUGGCUUCGGCAAUUACGUCAAUCCAGAAGAACUGCCAGAUGCCAAAGAGCAGGACGAGAUGGCUCACAAGACUGCUGCGGCUGUGAAUGCAAGUCUCAAGAAGAAUCACGUUGUGAGGGGAGGGCUUGGUGGGAGAGGUGGAGCAGGAAACUGGAAACAUGCUAUUUCGUUUGAAGAAGAGGAGAGGAUGAGAGAAGAAGAGAGAUCGAGAGGUGAGCAAUUGGCCAAGAAGGUGAAGGAGGAGGUUGAUAAGGGUCUAAGAAUGCCUGAAAAGGCACAUCAUGGACAUCAUGUUAAGCAUAACGAACAAUGAGGCUUGCUAAUGGCAGUGGGACGGUCGGGACUUGUGUUAGAAUGCUUAGAGCCGCGUGGAUUUAUUAUACUUGUUAAA
Fusarium redolens is the source of this 859-nucleotide messenger RNA. RefSeq lists its product as uncharacterized. The record is from RefSeq and is a predicted model, not a curated record. Lineage: Eukaryota; Fungi; Ascomycota; Sordariomycetes; Hypocreales; Nectriaceae. Bases 308 to 781 code for a protein of 157 amino acids. The transcript has 2 exons.